Messenger RNA from Plasmodium gonderi, 14367 nucleotides. RefSeq names its product erythrocyte membrane-associated antigen. The record is from RefSeq and is a predicted model, not a curated record. The coding region runs from base 1 to 14367 and encodes 4788 amino acids. Lineage: Eukaryota; Apicomplexa; Aconoidasida; Haemosporida; Plasmodiidae. The transcript has a single exon. Gene Ontology annotation, molecular function: nucleotidyltransferase activity.
AUGAGUAACUUUAAACGUGGAUUACAUUCUAUUAACCCUGCGAAUAUCGCUGUUCAUAGAAACUGUGGCAACAACAGUGAGAUCAACACAGGAUCCGAUGAAGCAAAUCCAAAAGAAAUAUCACAAGACAUACAUGUAUACAUCCAUGAACAAGCUCACAUCCACCAACACACACACAAAUGUGUUUUCAGAAGACAUAUAAAACAUAAUUUUGCAGUUACUCCCAAUCAUAAAGAAAUAGAUGAACAUAUGUCAGACGUUUCUCCUAUGGAUGAAAACACAACGGAAGACAUAACAAAUGGAAGAAAUGAAAAAGGGAUUAUAGAUAAUCAUAGGAAGAGAAAGAAACCAAAGGAGUGUGAAAAAGCAAAAGGCACACAAGAACAAAAAGUAGACAUGUCAACUCAAUCAACAGAAGAAAUGCAAAAUGUGAAAGGCUAUGUUCAUGACAGCAAAGUUUACGUUCCCCAAUGUGAUAAAUUGAUAGGAAAAAUUAUUACUAAAAAGAAAGUAAAAGGAGGAAAAUUCAGAAUCAUUCCAUCCAUAGCUGAAAGUCAACAUGACGAUGUUAGACAUACAGUACAAGAGGAUUCCCAAAAAGAAGAAGGAGAAGAAGAAGAAGAAGAAAAAGAAAAAGAAACAAAUGAUGAAAGCGAUGGUGUACAAUAUAACAAAAACAACAGUGACAAUCAUCAAGGGAGGGAAAAUCCAAAUGAUGAACGUAAAAGAAAACUAAGCAUAUAUAAAAAGAAGAUGAACCAAGUUAAUAAAAUCAUUUACAAUUUAAAUUACUUCAACAGAUUUAGUAAUCUUGAAUUCAGAAAAGGAAUAUCUCUAAGUAAGAAGCAAAAUGAGGAAGAAUUGACAAAACAAGGAGAAAUGACUUUAUUAUCCCAUCCUUUUACUACUUUCAAAUAUGAACAUAAUCAAAGGAAAAAAUCGUCAUCUAACUGCACAUUUCAUCCUAAGAAGUUAUCUAUACACAAUGAAGAAUGUACAAACAAUAAUUUAUAUCAAUCAAAUGUUAUGUGCGAAACUAGUUACAAUUUUAAAAGAGGAAAAAAUAAAACAUUUUCAAAUAAAAUAGACCCCAUUUAUCACUCCGAUCAACACAUCUACGACUACCCAUCCUGUGAAGAAAAAAAAACUGAUGAAAAUCAGAAAAAUGACAAAAACGAUACCGUCACCAAUAAUUGUAAAGAUGAUUCCAUCUCGAAACCUCAAUCGUGGGUUCUUCCGCAGCUAGCUAAAAUCAAGCAAAAAAGCAUGGAGCAAAAAAUAAUUCACAAGUUACCGAUUCUUUUAGAUAUAAAAGAUUUCCUAAAGAAGAAGAAGAGGAAGAAAAAAAAAAAAAAAAAAAUAGAUGGCAGGAAUGACGAAGAAAACAUGGCUAAUCAAUUCGGAAAAAGCCAAGUGGGGAAAAGCCAAGAGAACACUACCGUGGUAGAUGCAGCGGAAGAACCUACCACAAACACUUACACAAAACAUAGUCAUACCCAAGAAGUAAACACUUCUUUGGAAUCAAAAGAAAAAUACAACAUUGACUUAAAAAACGGAGUACAAAGGGGAAAGGAGAAUAAGCAACAUGUCGUACAUUCCCAUCAAUUACUAACUGAUGUCAUCCCCAGUUUUAAAGAUGACACCAACGAUAACAUCUGUGUAAUAAGCACGAUCACUUCUAAAAAUGACAAUGGAGAAGCUGAAAUGGUAGAAUCACCAUCUCUUCACUCAUCCAGUGAAACAGGUAUUAAUAAUUAUACCAUUCAUAAAAGGUACCAUUUGCAUAAAAAAGAAAAUACACAAUUGGUUAGAAGCUAUGAUAAAUCAUCUAUUCCUGUUGACUCAAAUUUGAACAAUCAAUUAAUUGAUAAUACACAUAGGACAGAUAAAACAAAAUUAAAAGAUGAAACAAAUUACAUCCAUUUGAAUAAGCACAAGGAGAGGCAAUUAGGUAAAAAAUAUGAUAAAAAAAAAGUACCCUUUUCAUAUGUUAAAAAUGAAAAAAAUUCACGAAAAAUAAAUGUGCAGAAUUCGGAUGUGAUGACAAAUCAAGAUAAUAAUACGGAAUUUAUUUGUGAACAUUUAAAUAAAAAAGAGAAAUUUGAAAAUACAAAAUCGAAUCAUGAUGUACUUGUAUCAAUACAAAAUAGAAACACUCAGACAUGUGACCACCAUUUAAGAGACACACCUAGAGCACAUUCCUCAUCUAUCACUUUGUCUUCUUACCUGAAUUAUGAACUCAGCUUAAAUAGAAAAAAUAAAAAGAUAUUUAAUGAGAUGAAGGAUAUAAUUUUGGAUUCACAAGAAGUAAAAACCAUUUCAAACGAUUUUACCAAAAAGGUAACAAAAAAAUGGGAUCAAAAUUAUACCUUUUUUAGAUGCACAGAUGAUUCCACAAGUAGAAAUGAAUUUAUCAAUUCUUCAACUUCAAAUAUGCAGGGAACAAUGAACGAAGGAGCUUAUGUAAAACAAGUGAACGUGAAGAAAAGUAGUUGUAAUAAAAGUGCGAAUAACACACCUAGCGAUCAAAGGAGGAGACACAAAUUGCGUGCGAAUUUUCUCGAAAAUACAUCUGCCAUAAUCGAUAUGGUGGAAGAUGUAAAUAACUCUUUAGAAAAGCACCAUUACAAAGAAAAAAAUCAAUCAGCAAUCAGGUUAGAGAUUCCACUUUGCGCUGGCUCAAGCGAAUUCAGCAAUGCGCAGAAUUUCACCAGCAUAAACGGAACAGCAGAAGCAGAAGCAGACGCAUCCACAACAGUAGCAACAAAAAAAAAAAAAAAAAAAAAAAAAGAAGAAAAAAAAAAAAGCAAUCAAAAUUGCAGUAAAGAUUGUGAGCCUGGUUGCAAUCUCGAUUAUAUUCGUCAUCCAAGUCACAACGAAGAGUGUACAGAUAAACACGAUGGGGUUACAUCUACUGUACAGCACGCCAAUCCAAAUGAACAAAGUAAAAGAAAGAUGCCACCGAGGGAAGAAUAUUUAAUCCCGUUGAAUGAGGCUUCCCUUUUAGAUGCAAACAAAGAAAAUGAAUCUUCUACCAUCGUAAUUGAAAUCCAUGAUAUGAACCAUGGUGAUGAAACAAAACAUAGCUCGAAAGAGAAACCAAAAAAAGGAUUCAAAAAUGGAACCGAAAAAGGUUCAAUCGGAUCCAUAUGUCAUAAAGAUAUCAAUGAUCAGGAUGAGGGAAUCGUAGGUCCAAUUGCCACUAGCCGAACAGAUGCAUCUAACUCGGGGGAUGACAAAUCUCACCAGGGCGAACCCAACAGAAAUCAUUCUAUCACGAAUCAGUUUAACAUCAACCAAUUAUCCAAGAACAAAUGGAUCAUCAAUCAGUCGCAGAAUAACCAACCAUCGAUCCCUCUAAACGACCAAGGGAAAAGAAAAAAAUCGAGAAGACAAAGAAAGAAAAGUUAUGAACAACUCACGAAAAUCGAUAUAAAUGAUCAAAUGAGGAACAACAAUACAGCAGUAAAUAAUUCCUUCUGUAAUGUGAACAAUAAUUAUGCAAAUGUUGAAAAUGAAGGAGAGACUGCUUUUAUCCAUGGGUUUUGCGCCUCACCUGAUUUGCCAGAUGUGGAUUAUUCAAAAAAAUACAAAUGUAUAAACAAAAAUAAUAUUAAUUCAAAAAAAUCCAUUGCACAUGAAGAGCAUAACAGUGUUAAUGAUAUAGAUUCCCACUUUCCUGCUGUUCAUCCUGCAUUUGGAAAUUAUUUUGAGGAAAGCUAUAUUCCUAUGGAUCGUGGGUUCUAUAGGAACGCAGAUGAGAACCGAAAUCUCCCUUACAGCCCCAAUCAGAGCUACUACAACCACCUGCACAGAGUCGAUUCAGAAGAUAUAACCAUGGACAACAUGAAUAAGUUUGUGUACAGGGAGUAUAUGAGUUAUGUGAAUUACAUGAAUUAUAUGAAUUAUCUCAACUUAAUGAACCAAAUGAAUUACAUGAGUUAUAUUUCUCCACAGAAUCAGCUAAACUUAGCUAGCGAAACAUGUCGUGCAAAGGGGAUAAGCAAAUUAAGCGGAGAAAUAGGAAUAAACGAGCUUAUCCAUGUGAACUCCUCAAACCAUGUGAACUUCUCAAACAAUGGCAACUUCUCAAACAAUGGCAACUUCUCAAACAAUGACAACUUCUCAAACCAUGGAAACUUCUCAAACCAUGGAAACUUCUCAAACCAUGGAAACUUCUUAAACCAUGGCAACUUCUCAAACCAUGGAAACUUCUCACAGAAAGAGUAUCGUGAAAAUUCGAGAAUUGCCAAAUCUGUUGCACAGAAAAUCCAGAAGAAUGGAUACAAUGUAAAAUACACAGAUUGGAAGUAUAGAAAUGAUUCCAAUUUCAAUUACGCUGAAAAAAACAGGGAAAUAAAAAAGGAAAGUGUAACACACAACAAGGAUGCACACGUAAAUGAUAUGGAAUCAAGAUUUGCAAAUUACACAAAAAAUUCAAAUUCUGGAAGUCGAUUCAAUAUGUUGAACCUUAGGAACUCUCAAAACAAAUUUUUUUCAGAAAAAAAAACAUGGUUAGGUAGAGACAAAAUAAGUAACAUCUAUUAUAACCAAAAAUUUAGCUACGAUAAUAAUCCAUCCUAUGUGAAACAUCACAAAAUGAAAAAUUUACCAAUUAAUGGAACCGAAUGGAAUUACACUAAUUUACAUAAUUCCAUAGGAAUGAAUGAAAAUGAAAUGAAAGAAUUAACAAUGGAAGAAACAAAAGAAAUGGAACAAGGAGGAGAUGGAUUAGGAUAUUAUGCCCAUAGUUUGUAUAAUGAUGAAAGUAAUAAUAGUGCUUGUAUUUCUGAUUGUCAAGAUGUUUAUUAUGGAACAUGCAAUUCAAUUCAUAAUUCUUACAUGGAAUAUGAUAAAAAUUACGUACUACACGAUGAACAUUAUUAUAUGAACAAUAUGGAAUGGAAAGACAACCAUACGAAUGGAAUAUGGAGUCCAACAUGGCAACCAAUAAAGUAUGACUCGUUCCUAUACAAAGGAAUAAAUUAUAUAGAAAGUGAUAAUAACAGAAUGAAGAACACAAUCGAUGUUUCUUCACACAGUAGUAAUCAUACAGUCAUCACCCCAUUGUACAGAAUGAAAAAAUUUCCUUUUGGAAGAACUAACAAAAGUAUGUUUAAACAUUUCAAUAAACGUCCCCAUCAUCAUCAUAAUACCAUGAUGAAUGAAAGCGACUACUACCCUGUGAAACAAAACUUUACGUGGAAUAAUCACAUAUCAGGAAAUAGUUACUCAUCUCUAAAUGCACAAAGGAUGAACCAAUUUAUCUACAGUGACAAAACUGAUUUUCAACUAAACGUACGUAUGAACAGAGGGAAAAUGAAUUUCUUCCAUGUGCCCAAGUGUGGCAUGUAUUCCAAAUUGCAUAUCAAAAAAAAAAAAAAAAAUUUCAAAGAUGAGCAGGGUGAUCCGUAUAAACAGUAUGAACAGUAUGAACAGUAUGAACAGAAUGAACAGAAUGAACAAAAUGAACAGCAUAAACAGAAUGAACAAAAUGAACAGCAUAAACAGAAUGAACAAAAUGAACAGCAUAAACAGAAUGAACAAAAUGAACCAAAAAAUUGCAUACCGAAUGGUAGCGGAAACUUAUAUUUCACAAAUGAAACGGACAAAUUUAAUAUCCUGUAUCCCUAUGAAUGUAACAAUGCCAAGAAUAAUUUUCCCUUCACCUACCCUAUUUCUCCCAGUGCUUUUUUCUACGAUUAUCUGCAUAGUACAACCUUCUCAAGUGGAAAUAUGUUAAGAGAUUUUCCCACCAUUAGCAAUUGUGCUGAUUUUAAAAACUUAAUUAAGGAAAAUUACUUCAUGAAAAAAGACAUGUACAGAAACAAACAUGCAAGUUAUCUUCAUGAUGAUCAUAACACGAAUGAUAUUUUCACAGCAAUUUCAAAUGAAUAUGAAAAUGUUACCAAACUGUUGAAUAGUAAUUAUCGAAAGGUUAAAAAAAAAGCAUCAAAAUGUAGUACAUCCAAAGAUGAAGAAUUCAUGCGAUAUCAGGAGCGAAUACUUCUAAGUUCUGAACAAAUCAGUAAAGAUGUAAAAACAGAUGUAACAACACAUCAUAAGAACCAAUUGAGGAACGAUUCUGACAUCAUGCCCUGUAAGCAAUGGAAUAGAAAUAAAAAUAACUUGAACAAUAAUUGCAAUAAUUUCAAAGAAGUAGGAACGAAAGCUGAAAAUAACAUACAUAAUAAUCUUAAAAAAGAAAUUAAAAAGGGAAUUGCAAUAGAAGGAAUUCAGAAAAAUAACAAGAAAGAAAAAUCAGAUUUUAUAAAAACGAAUAAAGUGGAUGAAUGUACUAAUUUUAACGAAAUGUUGAAAAGGUACAACAAAUUAAAAAAAUGCAAUAAUGAAAGUGAUAAAUUGAGAAACACAGAAGAGGGGAACAUAUUAGAUGAUGCUACUACCACUAUGGAUACGUCCAUUUGCUUAGUACCUAAAUCGAAAAGUAGUAAUCCAAAGAAUAAUACCCCAACAAAAAAUAAUGCAAAGGAAGUUCAAGAUGUAAAAAAAAAUAAACCGGGUGCACUGAAUGACUAUCAUGAAGUUUGUAAUUAUUUGGAUUUCGAAUCUGAGUGUCCGUUUUCACAACCUUGUAAAGUGCAGCAGAAUAAAAAAAUGGAAGGAAAAAAAAAAAAAAAAAAAAAAAACCAAGAAAAACAGAGAAGUAAGAAAAGUGAGAAAAUUCUGAAAAGUGUGCAGAUUAGACAAAACGACGAAAAUGCAAGAAACUGUAUGGCCACACGAAAACCAAGAAGUCAAAGUUGCAUAAGCAUAAACUCCUAUGAAAAACGCAUUACUAAUUCAUGCCACAUCUCUGGAAGAAACACUAGAAGAGGAAUGUUGUUAAAUGUUCAUGAUAAAAGGAGUAGGACCCAUCAUUCAGCUUUUAAUUUUAGGAAUCACAGAUGUAUCACUAUUAAAGGCGAACAAAUCGAUGAAGCAGAUGAAGCAGAUGUAGCAGAUGUAGCAGAUGUAGCAGAUGUAACAGAUGAAGCAGAUGCAGCAGAUGCUGCAGGGGGAGAAGCCCUCCAUAGUGUACAUGAAGAAAGAACCAAUACGGGCAAUCUGCUGAAGGAGCGUGAAGAAGACAUUUUUCAAAUUUUGAACAAAACGGAAGAUAUGUUAGUAAAUUUUCUCAAAAAGGUAAAACCAUCAAAGGAUAUAAAAUUAACGAAACGAAAUAUUUUCAUUAUAUUGUAUAAGCUGAUAAAACACCUGUUUAAUUCAGAUAUUGAAAUAUACAUAGUGGGUUCUAGUGCAUACGGAGUGGAUUCUAAAACGAGCGAUUUGGAUAUAGUAAUUCAGACCAGUAUGUACAACCCAAAGUAUGUUCUGCGGAAUAUAUACAACUAUAUCAAUGAAAUGAAAGAAAAAAAAAAAAAAAAAAAAAAAAAAAACACGACGAGCUUGACAAACCAGACGAGCAUGACAAACCAGACGAGCAUGACACACCAGAGGAACACUGCAAACCCGACGAACACUACAAACAGGAGCGAUAAUUGUUCAUUUUAUAAGAAAGAGAAAAUAAAUGAAGACUGUUGUGAUGACUACACCACAAAUGAUAAGUGCAACGUUGCAAAUACUACUUCUCUUGACGCAAGUGAAUUAUCUUUUUUUGAUGAUGUAGAAUUACAGCUAGUAGAUUCUGCAAGAGUACCUAUAUUGACACUAAGAAAAAAUAACAUAGUUUGUGAUGUAUCUGUGAACACAAACAAUUCUUUGAAGCACACAGAAUUUUUUUUAACUCUUUUGAAAUAUUACCCGAAUCUAAAAAAUGUAAUGAAGAUACUUAAACUACUAUUGAAAGUAAGAACUUUACCAUCAAUGAAACAGGGAGGAUUGCCCACUAUCUUAUGGAUGAUGUUAUCUGUUCGUUAUUGUAAAUUCCACAUUGAAAACAGAACCAGUUGUGACACUAUACCAUAUUCCUCAAUUCGAAAAAAUGACAAUGUAAAGGAUGAGAAUAAGGAAAAACACCUUCAGCAUAAGGAGAAUAACACAUCGCACAUAUCCCUCAACACACAUGAGAUAGACAACAUGUUCUGUGAUCCAAACUCAGUUGAUCAUCAAUGCACAAAUGUCGUACAAAUGUCUCCAAAUCGUUCUCAAGAAUGUCUAUCAUAUCGUUCUAAGAGUAGAUGUGCAUCUAGUGAACUUACUUAUCCGUAUAUUUUAAAAAAAAAUUGUACCAUAAGGGAACAGUAUGGCGAUGCUGCUGCUGCUGUUGAUGCUGCUAACGAUGAUUAUUCCAGAAAGGGAGAGAAUUCACGUCCAAAAGGGAAGAAUAAUUGCAUGAAGUUUAAUCAUACAGAUGAAUUUAAAUCCAGCACAAAAACAGAAAAGAUAAAAAAUUACCAUUUUGUAAAUAACGAAUAUACAAAUUCGUGUAAUGAAAAUACAGGAAGACGCCCCAAGUAUGUCAAUUCAAAUUACGUAAAAAAUCUGAAUGAAGUUUCAGAAAAUAUCACCAAUGAGCUGGUUGGGAAUAUCAUGAUUAAGGAACAAAUGAAAAAAGAAGAUCAACUAGAUAUUCCAGAAUCUUUAUCCAUUAAAAAUGAUUCAUUUGAAAAUAUUACAUCCAUUAAAAAUGGUUCAUUUGAAAAUAUUGCAUCCAUUAAAAAUGGUUCAUUUGAAAAUAUUGCAUCCAUUAAAAAUGAUUCAUCUGAAAAUACUGCCUCCCUUAAAAAUUAUUCACUUGAAAAUGCUACAUCCAUUAAACAAAAUUCGCUUGACAAAACAUUAUCUAGUGAAAAAAAUUUCACUAAUAAAAUGGGUGGCCAUGGAUCACCACUCAAAACGCAAUGUAAAAAGUGCUCAAACACUGUGAUGAUUUCAUCAGAUUGCACUUUUGAAAAAAGUUUAAUAAAUGGAACCUCACUUACCAAUCCUAAGGAGGGAUCUACCAAUGGGUCAGGUGCUUCUAAAAUUAUUAAUCACGUACAUCACAACUGUUGUGACAAUAUGAAUGAUAUUUCAGAAAAAUAUUCUCUUUGCACAUCUCAGAAAACAACUGUAUCUGUUAUACAUAACGACAGCAGGAGCCAGGGAGAGGAAAAAUAUCUUUCAAGUAAAAGAAACCAAAACACUGAAAGGAACAAGUGUCACAUCUAUGAUAGAUGUAAAUGCAAGGGAGACGAGAUGGAUAUCAACAUGGACUUGGAAACAGAUACAGACACUCCCAGUUCUGCUGUAUCAAAUUCCAUCAACAUGACAAAUCCGAAUUUGUUAAGAUAUUAUAGGAAUUCUAGUGGAAGCUUUUGCAAUUUGUCUCAAGAAGAAAAGAUAAAGAGGGAUCAGAAAAAGGAAGACGAGGGUCGAGAUUCGUGCGAAAGGUUAACAAGCCAAAUGAGCGAAACAAAACAUGAACAUGGGAACCAAACAAUCAGCGAAUUUUCAAGAAUGUCCUUAUGUCACCUGAUAGAAAAAAUAUUUUCACCAAAUAGUUAUGAUGAAUCAAUAGACAAAUCAUGCUGUCAUCACUAUGUUGAAUCGAAUAAGCAAAUUACGGGAAACUCUAGUGAAGAGUUACCUGAACGUGUGCAGGUCUUUUCCUUGUACUGUACGGAGUCCUCGGAUUGUUCCCUUAUGCAAGUCACAAAAAAAAAAAAAAAAAAAAAAAAAAAACACAAUCGGGAGAAGUUGGAGAAGCGAGAACGAGCACGAGUGCGAAAUAGAAACCUUCUAAAAGUGCUGCAUAGGAAUAGGAAAAGGCUGUCCAAGUUUGAGUGUCCCAGGUGUGCGAAAAGGAACAUGUACCAUCUCACACUGAGUGAUGAGAUGAACAAAAAUUUCGCACAUUCAGAAUGCAUCAUGGAUCCGAAAAAUUGUAGCAAAAAUGGACACAAUGGAAAAAUUGGGGUAAAUCACAUAAUAGAUAAAAGGUGCAUAAAUGAUGAAAAUCACAAAGACCUUGUCGAAAAAUAUCUCAUAUCUGUGUCACCUCUUUUUUAUUCACUUAUGAUUCUAUUUAAUGAACUAAAUUCUAGAAAAAAAUUAUCGAAAACGAUAAAUAUCAUAGAUGAAGAAAAAUGUCAUCUCAAAAAUAUAGAUGUAGUUAAUAAAAAACUUUUAUCAUCCGUAUGUCAUGGUGGAGUUUGGGAUGAACUUCUCACAGUGUAUGAUCCUAUAUACAGUUUUAAUUACGAGUCAUUUAUUAAUCAAACCAUCACAAAUGGGAGGAAUUACUUAUACACAAACGUUGAUGUUGACUUAAAUGCACCUGCAGCAGAUUUAAAAUCAUUCAAAAGGAUUAAUGAAAAUUAUACCCGACAAAAAAAACAGAUAAAAAAUAUAGAAUAUAUAAAUACAAAAGGUACACAUUUAUAUGAAGAAAAAUCUGAACAAAAUCACGAGCCACAUAAUGACAUCACGUGUUUAAAAACGAAAAAAUGUUUGAUGCCAGAUGAAAACACUAAAAUUAUUGAUAGUCCUAAAAAAGUGAAAAAUGGAAAUUUUCUAAUCACAGAUUUUACGCAUGUCUGGAAGAGAGACCCAGUCCAUCGAAAGGAUGAAAGAAAUGAAAAAAUAAAUCUCAAAUUUGACUUUGAGAAAAAAAAAAAAAAAAAAAAAAACACAAGUUCAUGCACCGUGCCAACUCAGGGAGAAGCAGCUUUAUUUUGUUACACAUUAGAAAAGAAGCAUGAAGAAAUGAGUAAUAAUGAAGCGAGUGAGACGAAUGAAACGAGUGAGACGAAUGAGACGAGUGAAAAGAAUGAAUCGAGUGAAACGGAUGAAGCGAGUGAGACGAAUGAAACUAAUGAAACGAAUGAAACUGCAAAGAAUAGAAGCACAUGUGGUUCUAGCCAUCCUAGUAAUAAUGAACAACUUGACGAGGAUUUCCAUGCGAAGGAGAAGAGCAAUACAUCAGUUGGAAAUGCCAUAAAAACGAGCUCUAUUACCCUAGGGGAAGACAUUAAAAAAGAUGAAAAGAUUGUUAACACUUGUUCCAUUACAACAAACAGUAGCAUUAGUAAUGUUGACACAAAUAGUAUGCAAAUGGCAUCAAAUAUGACAAACCCAUUUUGCCAAAAGGAGGGUGUUAAGAUGAGAGCAGAGGAUUUGAAAACAUCCUCUGAGUACAUUCCUCCAGUACAUCAGGAUGAUAACAUGAAGGGUGGAAUGUCCCAAGUGAGAAGCAUAUGUGCUGAUAGUAGUACUCUUUAUCAUGAUCAACAUUUUCCAUAUAAUCGAAAUUACAACAUGGAACUAUUACAAGAAUCUAUAGUUGGCAUAUCUAAUGUGUAUCAAGGAUUCAAUCAGAGUCAAUAUCGAAAAGGAGAUCGUCAAUCUAUUAGUGAAAGCCCACCAAUGAGAAGAACAGAAUGCCACAUCAGCAACAAUAUGCAGACAUCUACUACGAAUAUGCUUUUUGCCAAUGUAGUUCAAGGUUCACAUUUUUCAACUAACAUGUCCCAUUUCGAAUUAGUGAAAUCUAAUGUUAUUAAUUCUAAAGAAGUUAUGAACAGUUUAGAAAUUCCAAAUGACAUUUCCCAAUUCGAUAUGAUGUUGCAUAAGGGAAUGUGUAGAAAUUAUAAUAAAACAUGUGAAAAUCACCUUCUAACAUAUAAAAAUGAAAUGAACCCUAUAUCAAUGAAACAUAGAUGCACCAUAUCAUCGAAUAAAAAUACUCUUCAUUUUAAUCACAAUGAAAAAAACCAAUAUACUUCAGACAAUGUGAUUUUAAAAAAUGGGUAUAUUGGUGACUCCAUACAAAAGGUAGGAAAUAUAGGAAGCAUAAUUCCGAUAAGAAAACACAUACAAAUGAUAGAAAAGAAAUAUGAACAGAAUAUAAAUUUAGCUGGAAAAGUAAGUAGUGCAACGUGGUUGAUAUAUCUUUAUGAGUUGAAACGAGCUAGCUUUUUUAUUAACUAUUAUCUGCACCACUUGCAUUUGUUUAUUUGUUUUAAGAAAUGCAUCCAGGGGUGCCAUAAGAGAAGGGGUAAAAAAAGAACACAAAAAAAUGAAAAGCACCCAGAUGAUGCACAAAAGAGAAUCGAGAAGAAUUACGAAUCGUUCCAAAACAAACAGUGGAUCACAAUAAAGGUAAAUCCAAAAAAAGAAAUUGAAAAUGAAAAAAAAUCGGUUUGUCAAAAGGAGGGAAUUUUUUUUUCAAAAAUAUCAUCGCCAAUAAUGAAUAAUAUAAAUGAGAAGCCCAUCAUCAUUGACAAAAAUAACACAUUGAAUGAACACAGAAAAAAAUUGAAAAAGGAAAAUUAUAACGACCUGAAAAUUCAAAUGAAAAAAACUAAAAGGAAGCUCGAAAAUUUACAAAAAUCAAAUAAUUUGUAUCCCAAUUGUAAAAAAAUGAAAAAAAUUUUCAAAUACAUCUUGCAAAAUUUAAAAUGUUGUAUUCAAGCAUUGUUUGAAAGGACAAAAGGAGAAAUAUAUAUCCUGCCCAUUUGUUCGCAGCUAGAAAAUUCGCCAUUACAUAGAAGAAUCAUCAGUGACAUGCAUCUCCAAAGCAACAAUUGUGAUAAUAGUGAAAAGGACAAGCAUGAUGAAAGAAGUUCCAUCCAAAAAGAAUCAAAACAGAAUAAGCAAAACAGGGAUGAGCUUACGGGGAAUAAUGAAAUUGCCAGACAUAGUGACUGUAGGAGUAGAAAAAUAAUCCAAACAAAUAAGAAGGAACAGUGUGAUAAAACCCUAACAGAGAACGAAUUCGCCUUAGUGUUAAUAGAAGGAAAACUGGUAUUUGUAAAAUUUAUAAAAAUUUGUAUUGACAGAAAUAAAUUUUGGGACGAAAACUUUUUGUGUAGGAGAGACAUAAGGACGGUUAUUCAUGUCAAGGCACUAGACAUCCUUUUUAUUUCCAAGAGGAUGGUUAAAAGGAAGAAUGUGAAAAGUGGGAAAAAUUGGAAGAUGGAAAAAAAUGAGAAAAAUUGGAAGAUUGAAAAAAAUGAAAAAAAUUGGAGGAUUGAAAAAAAUGAGAAAAAAUUGGAAACUGGCAAAAAAAAACACAACUCGCAGGAUUACAUCGAAUUAGAAGCCCAGAGUGAUACAAACACAAAUCGAGAGCAAAAUCGUAUGCCAAGUCAAUGCAUUAGUCGAAGCACCUCAGAAGGAACCAUGGUCCCCAGUGAAGUGUCCAACUUUGAUGACAUGAUAGUGAAAGAACAUUCGACAGAUGACUGUGCAAGGGGCGUGAACAAAGGGACAUAUUUGAACCGUUUGCCAAAGGCAACUAAUGAGAAAAUUAGGAAAAGAAAUCAUACCAUUUCAGAGUUAAAUAAGAACAUAAAAGGGUCACAUACUAAUGAUACGAGGGACUGGGCAGAAGAGAAUCGAUACAACAUCGGGAAAGAUAACAUCAUAGGAAAUAACAUCAUAGGAAAUAACAUCAUAGGCAACAACAUCAUAGGCAACAACAUCAUAGGCAACAACAUCAUAGGCAACAACAUGAGGAGGGUGAAAUUGUGGGAUUAUAAAAAACAAAAAUUAAAAGAAAAAUGCAGUAAUUUCAUUUACAAUGCGAAAAAUAAUUAUAUUGGUCUUUUGCUAGAACAAGAAAUAAAUAACCGUGAUAACAUAAUCACGAAGGGGAGAAAUAUCCAACCAUCUAUUGAGAAUCCAACUAAGAACCAUGUUGAGGUAAACAAAUUGGUAGAAGAAUAUGAGCACAAUGGGGAAGGGAAAGCACAUGGGACUAAGGAACUGAAUAUGAGAGACAAUACAUUCCUAAUCAACCCAUGCAAUGUCGUAACGAGAGUUAAUGUAAAAACGGUUUACAUAUCUAGAAGGAACAUUAGUGAUACCUUAAAAAGUAUCAUAUUUGAAAGUACUACCUUAAAGGAGGGAGAAAUCAAGAAUAUAUUCAACGUGCAGAAAAAGCGAAUUGCCAGGGUUGAUGCUGAAAAAUCUUGCCAUGAACAAUCCCAUCACAGUGAAAAAUCCUUAAAUGAUGAGGAGCAAAAAAAGGAUUUACAAAUGAAGCAACAGAAAGGGCUUGCAAAAGAUGAUGAGGACGAUGAUAAUAUGUUUUGCAUCAGAAUAAUUCCAAGAAGUGAGGUUAUGAGAUACAAAGAGUUAGUACGAAUUACUAAAAAUAGCCCCUUUUAUCACAAAAAUGCGAAAAAUAUUUCAAAUAACACCAACCCUCCCUUACAACAACCUGUCAGUUUGUGUAACUUUUGUAUGACCAAGGGAAUAUUUAAUGUAAAAACAAAUCACUUUACAUUGACUCACAUGCAAAAUGAUGUAGCAAAAGAUGUUAUUUACUUUCUCUGCCACGUGUUGUAUGCAAGAAUGCACUCCUUUUUAUCGCUCCCAGAUGAGACAAAGCAACAAGUGGGGAGAAAUAAGCUUGGUGUGAUAAAAGGAGAGAACCGGUUGAUGAGAUAUUAUAAAAAUGGUGAUUUGUCGAAUUGA